GUCGCCGGCUACUCCAAGGUUGACAAGAAAUGAUUGAAUAACCACUUGGUAUACGAACUUCAAGUGUGGAUUGAAUGAAAGUGUACUUUAAUUCGGAUUGUGUUUUGAAACGAGUGGAAAAAAAAAACAAUAAGUGAUUUUGGAUAUCUAAGACGAUAGUGAAAGUCUUCUUUGCGAUUCAAGGAUGAUUUGAACAACUGGGUGUGCGCGUGGAAGCGCGAAUGUGCGCCGGAGAUGCGAGCGCCGCGGCGCCUGUCCAGCGCGCUGCUCCUGCCCAUCGCGCUGCUGUCCCUGCCGCGAGUGCAUGCCACCAACGCGACCACGUACAGGGAGGAGCUGGAGUCUUCCCUUCGCGUGGUGCACGCGGUGGCGACGGGCGCGACGGGCAAGCUGUGCGUCACGCACCGCUACGGCCAGCUGCGCGCGCCGCUGCACGCCUCGCGCUGGGACGCGGCGCGGGCGCGAGCCGACAUCGCAGCGAGCAUCUUGCACCAACUGGGAUUGGAGAACGCUGAGUACCUGAUGGCGGUAUCCCAGGGUCUGGUGAUGGGUGCUAGUGCAUCAGAACGCGCGGUGGGCUCCCGUGCGGUAGUCCUUCGUGCUGACGGUGUCGUCAACAGCGCGGUGUCGUGGGAACGGUAUGCAGCUGAGCCUGUUGCAGUGAAAUCUCCAGAGCGUGAAAAACCCCUGGAUACGGAGUAUCCGUGGUUCGUCUCAGCUCACGAGGUGGACACGCUGCGAUCGCCAAAGUUCAUGCCGUCUCCGCCCGAUGCGACCAUGGAAGGGUGGUGGACGUACCCCUAUUACAGCUGCGAGGCGAAGCGUUGGCUCAUGUCGUAUACUGUCCCGGUGUCUACUGUAAGGGGGUUCAAAGGCGUAGUAUCAUUGGACGUAGAUAUAUCGAGCUUAGAGAUCAACCAAUGCGAAGACUACAGCGACGAACAAAAUGACAACCAGAUUUAUUCCUUCCACGGCACACACAAAUGUCCCAACGAAACUACAUACUGUUCGUACCGCGCGAACCGCGACGCCGGUCGGCACGCGGGGUGGGCGCGCGGCGCGUACGUGUGCAAGUGCCGGCCGGGGUACUACUCGCCCACACAUCCGGAGGGAUUCAACGGCUCGCUAGUCGAAGUUGCAUAUCAAGAGUGGGAGGAGGGCGGGGCCGCGAGGUGGAGCGCGGCGUACUCGUGCGUGCCGUGCGCGCCCGGCUGCGACGCCUGCCGCGGCCCCGAGCCCUGUCUCGCUACUUACAACUGGCCCUUCCGGAUAUCUCUGCUGGUGAUCUCAGUGAGCUGCGCAGCGCUGACGGUGGUGUUGACCAUCUACACGCGCCACCACCGCCGCGUUAAAGUGUUCCGCGUCGCCAGCCCCGUCUUCCUCUCCAUCACGCUGCUCGGCUGCGCCAUCAUGUACCUCGAGAUGGCAGCGAUAUUUCCCGUUCUGGACCGUUACUCGUGUAUCGCCACCAAAUGGACUCGGCACAUGGGAUUCUGCAUCACAUACACCGCACUACUCAUGAAGACAUGGAGAGUAUCACUAACAUAUCGCGUGAAGUCAGCCCACAAGCUGAAGCUGACGGACAAGCAGCUGCUGCAGUGGAUGGCGCCGAUCCUCCUCAUCAUGCUCGUCUACCUCGGCACCUGGACGCUCUCCGCCCCGCCUGACGCUGAAGUGAUAACUGAUAAUUUGGGACUAAAAUUUAAACAAUGCACCUACAAUUGGUGGGACCACAGUUUAGCCAUUGGUGAAAUCCUGUUCCUGCUGUGGGGUGUACGCGUGUGUUACCGCGUGCGUCACGCCGAGAGUCUGUACAAUGAGGCGCGACUCAUCUCCAUCGCGAUAUACAACAUAUUCACCGUCAAUUCGCUGAUGAUCGCUUUCCACUUGCUAAUUCUGCCGCAAGCGGGGCCGGACAUCAAGUAUCUGCUGGGCUUCAUCAGGACACAGCUGUCCACUACUACUACCGUACUACUGGUGUUUUUACCCAAGGUACUACGCGUGGUGCGCGGCACGGGCGACACGUGGGACAGUCGUGCGCGCGCCCGCGGCGUGCCAGCCUCGUCCUCGCUCAACGGCAUCGGCCUCGUGCCCGACGAGCCCCCGGACCUCUACCAGGAGAAUGACGAGCUCAAGGAGGAGAUCCAGAAGUUGGCGGCCCAGAUCGAGUUCAUGAAGAUAGUCCAGAUGGAGAUGAACAACCGGCACCUGCGGCCGCGGCCGGGCGGGUACUUCACCGCCGUCACCACCGCGCCGCAGAGCCCCAUGCACGCCAAGACCGCCUCGCAGGAGACCGAGUGGUCGGGGCGGGUGUGACUGGUGGCGGUGUGCGACAGCGGCUGGUCGUGGCCGGGGCCGGCCGCGCGCCGCGUGCUCACCACCCUCGACCACCGCCCGCCGGCCUUCGUCUAGUUGCACGGUCAGAUCUGUACACAUCGAUCGGUGCGCGGUUCCUCCGAACACGAUGUGACACCAGGAGAGGGCGGGGUAUAAGUUCGGCAGCGAGUGUCCGCUACACACGGUAGCUUCCAACUGCACAGUUCGAUCUGUAGACAUCAGUGUAGUCCUUCAUUAGCCCUCAUUUGUAUGUUAUCUAUAGAUACCACUUAGUGCAGACCUAAGUUUUCUACUACAUCAGAUUACUAAAUAAGGGCUUAUUAAUUUCUUUGAAAAACCAGUCUUUAUCAAUUCAUAAUACUUAUUCAGUUCUACAUCUUAAAAACUAGACCAUCCGAACGAUCUACUGUAUGUCUACUGCAGCCGAACUGCGCUGUUCUAUUGUAACGUGUGUAGCGGACUAAUUAUUAUGAUUAGCCGACUCCUACAAGGAGAUUAUUUUGGACUAUAAUUUUAUUGAUGGCAAGGGCAACUAUACCUAUAAGAGAAUAUAACGGUAGCAGAACGCUUACAAUUGCGUACUUACAUUAUUUCUACUUGUCUCUUUUACACGCUCUGUGACCGAGGUAUAGACACAAUUUCUAAAGGCAAUGACAUCAGUACAACUACUUUCUUAAUGUCAUCGGCCUCUGUUAACUAAUUAAUUAUAAUAUGAAUUAACUACACUAUGAUGUAGCAAAAGACUCGCUUGCUAUCAUCUUGUGCUAUAGUUAAUAUUAUAUCAAACAAAUAACGACGAACGAUUAGCGAGGGGCUAAACUCAAACUCUACUUAAAGCCUUUAGUCUCAAUUUUCUUUGUAUUAAAGCUUAAGGUCGGACUCAAAUACAUUUAAUGAUUAUUUAACUUAAAUGUAGUUGAUGUUUGACAGAAAAUGUAUUAGAAUAAGUCAAAAUAUCAAAACAAAGGGGUCCUUUGGACUCAUAUGGCGAUAUUUACUUCUAAAUAUCUCGGA
This is a messenger RNA of Aricia agestis (brown argus), 3351 nucleotides long. RefSeq names its product probable G-protein coupled receptor CG31760. The coding region runs from base 235 to 2316 and encodes 693 amino acids. The transcript has 18 exons. The record is from RefSeq and is a predicted model, not a curated record. Gene Ontology annotation, biological process: G protein-coupled receptor signaling pathway. Lineage: Eukaryota; Metazoa; Arthropoda; Insecta; Lepidoptera; Lycaenidae. Gene Ontology annotation, cellular component: membrane. Gene Ontology annotation, molecular function: G protein-coupled receptor activity.